Molecule: messenger RNA, 1152 nt
Organism: Tricharina praecox
Lineage: Eukaryota; Fungi; Ascomycota; Pezizomycetes; Pezizales; Pyronemataceae
Product: NAD-binding protein
Exons: 3
Coding region: 23-973 (316 amino acids)
Molecular function (GO): methyltransferase activity
Source: RefSeq, a predicted model, not a curated record
CCCGCCCCCCGCAAACCGCACGAUGUCCACCCGCCCCACCCCCUCCACUUCCGAUGGCACAUACGCGCUCAUCUCAAGCGCCUACACUUCACACAUCUCGCAGCAAUCUCCCUCCACCUCCCGCACCAACGACCUCGUAGCUCGUAGCUUCGGCUACACCGCCCUCUCCCUUUCCACUCUCCCGGGUACCUCAAACCUCGGCGUAUCCUGUGGUAACCCCCUAGCACUCGCGCACCUGCAGCCUGGCGAGACGAUCGUGGACCUCGGUUCCGGCGGGGGGCUGGACGUAUUCCUCGCAUCGCCGUUUGUUGGCGCCACGGGCCGCGCUAUAGGUGUGGAUAUGACGCCCGCCAUGGUUACGCUUGCACGCAGAAAUGCGGAAAAGGGGGGGUACGGGAAUGUCGAGUUUGUUCUGGCGAGGGUGACGGCUGUGCCCCUGGAUAGUGGGUGCGCGGAUGUGGUGGUUAGUAAUUGUGUUAUUAAUCUUGUGCCGCAGGAGGAGAAAAAGAAGGUGUUUGAGGAGUGCUGGAGGUUGCUGAAGAGUGGAGGACGGCUGGCGGUGUCGGAUUUGCUGGCGAGGGGGGAGUUGCCUGAGAUGGUCAGGAGCGAUGCGGCACUGCUGGUUGGAUGCGUGGCGGGCGCGAGUAGGGUCGACGAGUAUGAGGCGUGGUUGAGGGGGGUGGGGUUUAAAGAUGUGGUGUUUGUCGAUACGAAGAGUGACUUGAACGUCUACAAGGAGGGGAUUCUCUCGCAAGAUGCGGUUGAUGUUGCGGAUGCUGGGGCGGCGUGCUGUGCGGCGAAGCCGAAGCCGAAGCCGAAGCCGGAGUUGAAGGAGAAUGGUUGCUGCGGAGCUGAUGUUAGAGACACGGCCGAAACCCAGGGGGCCACGGGCAGUGCGUACCGCGAGAGGCUCGAGAAGCUCGAUCUGAACGAGUAUGUGGGGGCGUACCAGAUCUAUGCGAUUAAACCAUGACUUUUGAUUCUUUAGUUUAGAGAGCCAUUUCGUUAUGUAAACAAACAAUCCAUCGAUCGUACCAGCGCACCAACGCAAACAUAUCAUAUCAAACCAGAAGUGAGAAAAGAGAGAGAGAGAGAGACAGAGAGAGAGGGAGAGAGCUAUAUGAUUAUGUCAUCGGCACGUCCACUAUCAGU